AUGUCCGGAAACAACCAAACUUGGAGUUAUAGCACUCAAUCACCACAGCAACCUGUGAGCUCUCAGUAUAAUGCACCGUAUCCUCCCAACAAUCGAGGACCUCAACCUGCCAAUCAACUAAAUCAACGGGGUCAAGGGAAUCCAAUUUAUCCUCACGGCUCUUCCAACACUACAGUUCCUAUCUAUAUACAAACACCAUAUGCGGGAACACCUGGAUCUGUCCCAAGCAAUGCUGAUCCAACUUUCCCAUCUUCUGAGAAUAACAGAACGGUUACAACUUCCACUGAACCUUUCUUGAAUCCAAUUUAUCCUCACGGCUCUUCCAACACUACAGUUCCUAUCUAUAUACAAACACCAUAUGCGGGAACAUCUGGAUCUGUCCCAAGCAAUGCUGAUCCAACUUUCCCAUCUUCUGAGAAUAACAGAACGGUUACAACUUCCACUGAACCUUUCUUGGUACCACAUCUUGUCAACACUGCAGUUACUCCAAAUGCAUGGUACGAUCAAAAUCGUAGGGGUCAAGAGAUUUCAAUUAACCCCCAACGUUGCACACAGAAUUCAAGCAGCCUACCACAGUUAGUUCAUUUGAAUGUACAGCAAUUGAAUGCUGAAAAUCCAUCCGGUGUUCCCCAGCCUAUUUAUCAGAUAGCUCCUCCAUCUUAUGGGAAUAAUAGUAUGGUUAAAAAUCACAAAGGAUUUUUCUCGGGAACUGUUACUGUUGUUACACAAAACUCUGUGUCUCCAGCUGAACAGCAACUCCAAGAUGAAUUGGAUCGAAUGAGACAAGAGGACGAGAGAGUAGAAAGAGAACGUGAGGAGAAGAUUAAAAGACGGAAUGAAGAGAGACUUCGAAAAGCAAAGGAAAUGCAGGAACUCAUGGAAACCAAUUUGAGAAAAGAGAACGAAAUCGAAGCGGCUCGAAGAAAUGAAGCGAAAAUUAGAAUGAAUGAGGAAAUAGAUUCGUUGAAAAACGAAAAUUUGUAUAAGGAUAGACUGAAAGAACAGGCUUAUCUACAAGAACUUCUUGAAUUGAAACGGGAAGGAGAUCAGGAACGAAGAAAUAUUGAGGAUCAAAGGGAGAAAGAACGAAUGAAGCAUGAGAAGAUAAUCAUGGCAAAAGAUAGAAAGUUUGAACAAGAUACCAUUAUGUACGAAAAAGAAGACCACCUAAGAAAGGAAGAACUCAUACGCAUUCAAGAGAAGCAUGAAGAAAGAACGCGUUUAAUUUACGAAGAAAUGGAGAGAAAAAUGGAAGAAGUUCGAAGACUAAACAAAGAAAAAAUGAAUCAAAUGAGAAAGCAAUGGCAGCAAAUCCAGAAGAUGCUUCAGAUGAAAGUUUGGAAUGUAAUUAUCGAGAACAACUGGACGAAUCGACUAAACGUUCUCCGAAACUCGAAUAGAAACAUUAUGGAUCUGUUCAAAAGAUUCUAUGCUGAGGCAAACAAAAUCCAACGUCACUGUGAUAGAUCAGAAGAUGUCAGCAGAGAAAUUCAACGAAUCGUCCCGGUUUUGAAAGCACUAAUUGGCGCUGUUGGACAAGUUGAAAACUUGAUGAAUGAGGAGUCUGAAGUUCUUUACGACCAGUGGCAAAAUACUGGUAAAAGCUUUGUAUACUGCAUAAAGGAUUCAGUGGAUAAAGUAAAGUAUACAUGUAAGAAGUUGAGAAGCUCAUUGAAGAACUACGGAGAGCUGUUGAAAAAAGAACCAACUUAUGUCUCCUCUCAACACGAAUCUUAUCUUGAUCACAUCAAGAAAGACAUUGAUGAUGUGUCAAUGUAUUCGAACAAGAUUCCAACGUUGGCGGAACUCAAACAAGAGUACAGUAACGAUAUGAGAUCGGAAACCCCACCGAAUAGUAGUUCUCAUGAUCUUGUCCCCUUCCAAACUGUGAUAAUUGAAGAGAUUGAAUAA
Caenorhabditis briggsae is the source of this 1911-nucleotide messenger RNA. The record is from RefSeq and is a predicted model, not a curated record. NCBI's taxonomy places the organism in Eukaryota, Metazoa, Nematoda, Chromadorea, Rhabditida, Rhabditidae. The transcript is spliced from 14 exons. The coding region runs from base 1 to 1911 and encodes 636 amino acids.